Molecule: messenger RNA, 864 nt
Organism: Miscanthus lutarioriparius
Lineage: Eukaryota; Viridiplantae; Streptophyta; Magnoliopsida; Poales; Poaceae
Source: the annotation of a GenBank genome assembly
AUGGAGAUGGAGAAGAGAGCCUCCCUGCCUCUGCUGCCUCUCCUCCUCUGCUUCCUACUGUCAGGUGCGGCGCGGCGCGCUGAGUCUGCCCGCGUGUUCACGAUCAUCAACAAGUGCAAGGCGGUGAUCUGGCCGGCGGUGGCACCUGGCGAGAGCUUCGGCGGCGGCGGGUUCGCGCUCCGUCCGGGGCAGUCGAUGAUGUUCACGGCGCCGGUGGGGUGGUCGGGCCGCAUCUGGGGCCGCACGGACUGCAACUUCGACGCGGGCGGGAACGGGUCUUGCGCCACGGGCUCCUGCGGCAGCGCGCUCAAGUGCGGGUCGUCGGGCGCGACGCCGGCCAGUCUGGCCGAGUUCACGCUGGCGUCCGUGGACUACUACGACGUGAGCCUUGUGGACGGCUUCAACCUGCCCAUGGUGAUUACGCCGGUGAACAGGCAGGGCAACUGCAGCGCGGCGGGGUGCGACGGGGACCUGCGGCUGAGCUGCCCGUCGGAGCUGGCCGUGAAGGCCAACGGGCGGACGGUGGCGUGCCGGAGCGCCUGCGACGUGUUCGACACCGACCAGUACUGCUGCCGCGGGCUGUUCGGGAACCCGGCCACGUGCCAGCCCACCUUCUACUCCAAGAAGUUCAAGGCCGCCUGCCCCACCGCCUACAGCUACGCCUACGACGAUCCCACCAGCAUCUUCACCUGCUCAGACGCCGACUACGUCAUCACAUUCUGCUCCAACAGGAAGCAAUCAAUGUGCUCGUACCACAACAACCAGCUUGUCUGCAGUGACUCGAGCAGAUCUUUGGCGAUCAGCGUGUCCAGGCUUAUGCUCGUGCUGCUCCUCAGCUUUUUGGCUUUGCAGUUUUCAGUGUAA